Molecule: messenger RNA, 514 nt
Organism: Pan troglodytes (chimpanzee)
Lineage: Eukaryota; Metazoa; Chordata; Mammalia; Primates; Hominidae
Product: large ribosomal subunit protein eL27-like
Exons: 1
Coding region: 21-356 (111 amino acids)
Biological process (GO): translation
Cellular component (GO): ribosome
Molecular function (GO): structural constituent of ribosome
Source: RefSeq, a predicted model, not a curated record
CCCGAGGGGUUGCUGCCGAAAUGGGCAAGUUCAUGAAACCUGGGAUGGUGGUGCUUGCUCUGGCUGGAUGCUAUUCUGGAUGCAAAGCCAUCAUCGUGAAGAACAUUGAUGAUGGUACCUUAGAUCGCCCCUACAGCCAUGCUCUGGUGGCUGGAAUUGACUGCUGUCCCUGCAAAGUGACAGCUGCCAUGGGCAAGAAGAAGAUCUCUAAGAGGUCAAAGAUCAAGUCUUUUGUGAAAGUUUAUAACCACAAUCACCUAAUGCCCACAAGGUACUCUGUGGAUAUCCCCUUGGACAAAACUGUCAUCAAUAAGGAUGUCUUCAGAGACCCUACUCUUAAACACAAGGCCCAAUGAGAGGCCAAGGUCAAGUUUGAAGAGAGAUACAAGACAGGCAAGAACAAGCGGUUCUUCCAGAAGCUGCGGUUUUAGAUGCUUCGUUUUGGUCAUUAAAAAUUAAACAGAAAAAAAAAAAGGAAAGUUCACAGAUGGCCAAACUUUUCCACAGCCAUGGU